ACCGGCCACAGCUGUAACUUCCCUGAGAGAGAGAGAGAGAGAGAGAAAACAAGCCUGGCUAGAGUUUCAGCUCACACACUUUGCUCCCUCAUAAACACGGUAAGUUAGCGUUUGUUGCUCUUCUGGAAGCUCUGUGUGUGUUUAAAGGCAGACAGAAAGGCGGUAGUCUGAGGAGCGACUCGUGUUGUGUUUCACUGAAAACUGAAAGAGUUCUCGGUUUCACUGCGUUUCACACCGGCUGCAGAGUCUCUCCCCGUCUGUAACAGCUCCUUCAAACAGCCGGAGACACACUGCACUCAGAGCUUUCAGAAUGAUGCUUCAGCAUCCUGGUCUGGGUCCUUCAGAGAUCAGUGCGUCGGCUCUGGUGCCGUGUCUGUCCCCGCCCGGGUCGCUCACGCUGGACGACUUCACUCACUUCAGCCCGCUGGUUAAAGAGGAGCUGCGGUACGCCAUCCAGAGCAAACGCCUGUCCAGCGGAAUGAGUACGGCCAGUUCGGACCGCUCCGGCUGCAGCUCUGAGAAACCUCCUGAGCUGCUGGGAAUGAAGAGAGAGCUUACUGUGGAAGAGCUUGAUCGUAGGAAAAGACGACGGGAAAGGAACAAAAUUGCUGCUGCAAAGUGCAGGAACAAGAAGAAGGAGAAGACGGACUGUUUACAAAAGGAGUCAGAGAAGCUGGAGUCCUUAAAUGCCGAGCUGAAGGCGCAGAUCGAGGAGCUGAAGAACCAGAAGCAGCAGCUGGUCUACAUGCUGAACCUGCACCGGCCAACGUGCAUCGUCCGAGCGCACAACGGACAAACUCCUGAAGACGAGAGGAACCUCUUCAUCCAACAGAUCAAAGAGACCACGCUGCAGUGUAUGAACUUCACCACAGCUGGAUCCGCAAACUCUCCCGUACUAACCACAUGCGAUCAUCUUUGAAGCACGUGACUUUAGGAGGCUUCAGAAAAGAUUUUGCCAAGGAGCACUGAAGGACCCACUCGAAAAGUAGUAUACUGUAACGGACUGAGGACAUGAGAAAGCAAUAUGUAGAAGCACUAACAUCAAAUGUGAUUUGAUGUCUUUUUGUUGUAUUUAACUGUUAUUUAAAAUGACAUACUGCUGAAUGAUGAAUUUGUGAUGCUGUUUUGUAUGUGCACCAAAGCGUGAUCUCGUGUUGAGCGCUGAAGCCAAGACGAGAUCAUUUAUUAACUUAAGUCACUAACGGUAUCCCACAUAACAAGCACUAUAAGUUCUGUGAAUGAAGAUGGACUUGAAAUCACUGUGUGUUGGAGAAUGUGAUGGAGAAUUCUGCUCCAUGUAUUGAACACUGGCUGAGACAGGCGUAAGAAAAAAAAAUUUGUGGUUGAAGUAUGAAGUAUGUUGUAUUUCCAUAGUUAUAGUUAUAUGUUGCUUCUGCUUUGUUUAGUGUCUCCAUAAUCUGCCACUCAAAACUACUCAAAGCUGCUACGCUAAUAUCUCAGGUCAUGGAGGAUGUACUGCAGAAAUACAGACGGAGAAAAGGAACAAGGAAAUAGAAUAAAGUGGAUUGUGUUAUCAGUAGUAUAACAGCUUGCUGCUUUAGGAUUACAACAAAUAGCAAGUUACAUAGAAGUAAAAGUGGUCUUUUGAACUGUCACCAUAAAGUUUGUACCUCGUUCAUCUCAGAAAUGUUUUUUUUUAUACAAAGCUGUGUGCUGGAGGACUAUGUUGAGUUUUUGUAUUGUUAGUCAUGUCUGUGUUUUGAAAUGUUAUACUGUAUUUUUAUACAAUGUUAAUGUGUGGUUGGAUCUAGAUGCACAAUCUUGUCACUUUAAAGGGUAUAAAACUAUUGUGGUUAUA
Molecule: messenger RNA, 1819 nt
Organism: Pangasianodon hypophthalmus (striped catfish)
Lineage: Eukaryota; Metazoa; Chordata; Actinopteri; Siluriformes; Pangasiidae
Gene: atf3
Product: activating transcription factor 3
Exons: 4
Coding region: 311-919 (202 amino acids)
Biological process (GO): regulation of transcription by RNA polymerase II
Cellular component (GO): nucleus
Molecular function (GO): RNA polymerase II cis-regulatory region sequence-specific DNA binding; DNA-binding transcription factor activity, RNA polymerase II-specific
Source: RefSeq, a predicted model, not a curated record